AUGAACUACCCCCAGUCUCACCCCUGGUCCCAGGGCGAGAACGAGAGCUGGGCGGUUUGCUCACAACCGCCAGGAUCUGGGAUGCCUUGUUCGUACUCUUAUUAUAGCCCUCAGUGGGGUGGCUCGGUACUGGUUUCUGAGGAGGCGACUGCAUCGCCGGUGUCUCGGCCUUCGAUAGCAGAUCAAUCAUACUAUACUUCCUCCCUUAGCUCAGUCUCUCCAAAGGUGAGUACUGAUAACUAUCUUAUUACUUCGACUAGUUCUCAAGCUAAUCCCUCUCACACACAGAGAAGCUUUGAUCGGGAAACCUUCACAGACUGGAACGACGAAUCUUUCUUUACUCCAGCCUCAUUCUGUGCUCAGGAUAAUCCUUAUCCUAGACAUCCAAAUGUUUCUAAGAACAUGGCCCAACCUAUGAAAAUUCGUCCAACACCGUCACAAUCUGUUUCAACGUCUCCUCGUCAGUCGCCAUCGGGGUCUCUCGAUAGCACCAGUCCCGCUACCAACAAUGCCGUUGGUGAUGAUAGCUCGCCGAGAACUAGCUUCGGGGAAAAUAGCGAGGAAGACCCCAUGACCGAACCGCCUUAUUCCGCCCUGAUCUAUGACGCCUUAAAAGAUGCUCCGCAAAGAAAGCUGACCCUCCAAGAUAUUUAUGGAUGGUUUCAACGCAAUACCAACAAGGACAGAGAUCCAACUUCGAGAGGUUGGCAGAAUAGCAUCCGUCAUAAUCUGUCAAUGAACCAGGGGUUCGAGGCCAUCAAGGGCGAAGGCAAAGACAAUAAACCAGUCAAUUUUUGGCGCUUGACAGACAAAGCGUAUGAAGAAGGCAUUCAAUCGACGACCCGAUAUCGCAAGGCGAACCAGCGCAAGGGGCACAGCUCGGAUCCCACAACGCGCGAGCGUCGACGCUCUGGGUCCAAAGGUGGGAAAGCAGCGAAAAAUACGGCGGCCAGGAUGCGUAAUAGCCCGCAUUACGAGCAGUCCAGAGACCAAAAAUACGAGAAUUCGAUGUCACAUAAACCCCGCUCGCUUGGUCAGCCUCAUCGACAACUGCGAUGUCCCCCCAUUGGCGCUCCACAAAGCAGUGCUAGCAUAUCUCCCUACCAGAUGACUCUAGGGCCGACCCCAUCCGGACUUCCCAUCACCAGCUCAUCUCAAAACCACGCUCCUGAUGAGGUGAUCAGCUGCACAACCCCUCCUCCUGGAAACUAUCCUGUCUUCUAUGGCACUGGAGGAGGAUUGGAACCUUCGGCCUUGAGCAUGGGCCAAGGCCAACUGGGCUAUUAUGGACCAGUCUAUUCCCACCAUGAACUUGGUGUUAGCCCCGAUACUGCAACUGAUCUCCAAUAUGUGUGA
Penicillium manginii is the source of this 1356-nucleotide messenger RNA. RefSeq lists its product as uncharacterized. The transcript has 2 exons. The coding region runs from base 1 to 1356 and encodes 451 amino acids. NCBI's taxonomy places the organism in Eukaryota, Fungi, Ascomycota, Eurotiomycetes, Eurotiales, Aspergillaceae. Gene Ontology annotation, molecular function: RNA polymerase II cis-regulatory region sequence-specific DNA binding; DNA-binding transcription factor activity, RNA polymerase II-specific. The record is from RefSeq and is a predicted model, not a curated record. Gene Ontology annotation, biological process: regulation of transcription by RNA polymerase II.